AUGACAAAAGUAGUUCCGGAAGUAAUUAUGAAUCCUGCUGAUCUAUCAGACACAACUUCGCUUCCAUCAGUAACUGAAGUCCCACCACGAGAAUUACCAAAGCAUUUAGCUGACUUUAAACAAUACGUUGAUUCCAAAUGGUGUUAUUUUUCAACCCCUGUCAUGCAAGCCGAAAUGAUAGAUGUUCAAUCAAAGGUUGCCUAUCAAUGUCAUAUGAAAAUAUUGAUGGAAGGAAGACAUGUAUGGUGGAAAGAAAAACCUCAUCCUUGGGGAAAUGAGACACUUCUCGGAAGUACUACCUUAGGCCAAGGUAAGAUAAGAUGCUCAAGUUGCAAGGCUCAGGGAGGUUUUCUUCAUUUACCUACCUUGACUGUUAAAUGGCAUACACGAAAAUCAACAUGGUAUUGUCAAAAUUCAUAUUUACCAGAGAAAAGAAUUCGUAAAGGCAGACGAACAGUCUUUUGGUCAACAAAAAUAGUACCGUGGUCAGAAGGUUCAAUCAUGGCAAACACUGUUGAAUCAAUUAUUGAGAACACCCCAGGUAUUGAUUUGAAAAUGAGUGUUAUCAAACAUUAUAAUGAGAAACAUUUAAAUCCAACACGAUCAAAGAAUAUCGUCAUGCGACGAAUGGAAUGUUCGAUUGAACGAAUGGAUUUUGAAGAAAUUCAUUAUACAAUGGGAGAAAAUUAUCUCAAUAAAAAAGAUCCGACAAGAGAUUUGACCGGUAUUGCAUUGUACAAGUUUCAAGAAAGAGAAUCGCACUUUGCUGUCGGUAAAGAAGUAGAAUUUUUCAUUCAAUAA
Didymodactylos carnosus is the source of this 801-nucleotide messenger RNA. Lineage: Eukaryota; Metazoa; Rotifera; Eurotatoria; Philodinida; Philodinidae. The record is from the annotation of a GenBank genome assembly.